Messenger RNA from Penicillium malachiteum, 1548 nucleotides. RefSeq lists its product as uncharacterized. Lineage: Eukaryota; Fungi; Ascomycota; Eurotiomycetes; Eurotiales; Aspergillaceae. The record is from RefSeq and is a predicted model, not a curated record. The transcript has 4 exons. Gene Ontology annotation, molecular function: allantoate transmembrane transporter activity; dipeptide transmembrane transporter activity. The coding region runs from base 1 to 1548 and encodes 515 amino acids. Gene Ontology annotation, cellular component: plasma membrane. Gene Ontology annotation, biological process: dipeptide transport; tripeptide transport; allantoate transport.
AUGAAGGCAGCUGACGCUCCAUCAGUCGAUCAGCUUGAGAAUGCUCAACCUCAAGCUGUGGUGCCAUUAUCAGCAGAUGUGAUCGAUAAAAUACACAAUGGCGAUGAUGCACUUCAGUUCUUACAAGGAGGGCAUCAGCCAUAUUCGAAAGAAGAGGAGAAGCGUGUGAUGCGCAAAGUUGACAUCCGCAUGCUUACACUGAUGCUUAUUGUUAACGGUUUCCAAUUUGUGGAUAAGAAUACACUAGCAUAUGCUGGAACAUAUGGUCUUACGACUGAAGCUCACCUUGUUGGUCAGGAGUAUAGUCUGCUCACCACAAUAUUUUAUAUUGGAUACUUGAUCGCUCAAUGGCCAGCGAACUGGUUAAUGCAAAAAUAUCCAAUUGCGAAAGUCUUGACAAUAACAUUUGUGCUCUGGGGCGCCACAUUGACAGCUACAGGAGGAUGCACAACCUUUGGCUCGCUGGCUGCUGUUCGAUUUCUCCUGGGAAUCUUUGAGUCAGCCUUAAAUCCAGGAUUCGUUCUGAUCACAUCAUCAUGGUGGAAACGUGAGGAGCAGCCGUUCCGCGUUGGAUUGUGGUACAGUGCCAAUGGCUUGAUCGGUGCGCCCUCUGGUGCAAUCUUCUGGGCCAUUGCACACCUUCACGCAAGCAAUAUGUUCGCUUACCAGUGGAUGUUCAUCAUCUUUGGUGCUGUAACAUUUCUAUUCGGUAUCUCUCUAUGGUGGACUAUGCCAGAUUCCCCAAUGACAGCGAGCUUUUUGACUGAGCGUGAACGAUAUAUCGUCAUCGACCGACUCAAGAGCAACAAGACCGGUGUGAAGAACUCUCAGGUUAAGACCCAGCAAUUCAAGGAGACUUUGCUGGAUCUCCGCAUCUGGAUGCUGGUUAUCGCCAUCUUCUGCCAUAAUAUGACCAACAGUCUGCAGACAACCUUCAUGGGUAUGAUCAUCAAGGGUUUCGGCUACAGCACUUACGAUUCUGUUCUGCUGAAUAUCCCUCCCGGUAUUAUCAUGGCAGUGUCGAUGAUCAUUGUCAGUGUAUUCCUCUCCACCCGGUGGGGCCAGGAGAAGCGAAUCUUCUGUAUCAUCGCUUGCUACCUUCCCGGAAUCAUCUCCACCGGUAUUCUAUACACCAGCCCCAUUGAGCCUUCUACCAAGCAUCUUCACCUUUUCGGGAUCUUCAUCGUGCCCAUUGUUGCAGUCUCAUCGGGUAUUAUGUACUCACUUCUGGCAAGUAAUGUGGCUGGUUAUUCGAAGAAGGUUCUGGCUGGUUCCAUGUUCUUCUCCUCCAGCUGUGUUGCGAAUAUGAUCGGGCCGCAGACCUUCAUCAGCUCACAGGCUCCUAAGUACACCACAGGUAUUAUCACUUGCUUGGUCAUGUUUACCGUGAACAUUAUUCUUUUCUCUGUCCUUUACCUGAUCUAUACUCGUGAAAACAAGAAGCGAGCACAGGAGGAUGAAGGAGAGACCAAUGAGGAGAUGGAACUGGCAAAUGCCUUUGCGGAUUUGACUGACCGUCAGAACAUCUCGUUCCGUUAUACCCUUUGA